This is a messenger RNA of Passer montanus (Eurasian tree sparrow), 1348 nucleotides long. Its product is annotated as tetraspanin-3-like. The transcript is spliced from 4 exons. Lineage: Eukaryota; Metazoa; Chordata; Aves; Passeriformes; Passeridae. The coding region runs from base 1 to 1191 and encodes 396 amino acids. The record is from RefSeq and is a predicted model, not a curated record. Gene Ontology annotation, cellular component: membrane.
AUGGUGAGAGGCAGCCACUUCUUGGAACUGGGCAAGGCAUUCUUAGAAGGACCUAAAGAGCAGUUUGGAUCCAUGGACAGUGGUGAGAGCACUGGACGUGGAAGGAAGAUGGUCACCACGGCAGAUUCUCUCCGGGCGACUGCCACGUGUGACAUGGAAGCACAGGAGGUUCCAAUUGUGUUUCCUGGGGAGGCCCAUGGUACAAGAGGGAGACUCCUCUCUCCUGAUGAACUGGGGGGACGUCGUGUGGAGGAGGGGAGGUUAGCAGGAGUGAGCAGAAUGAAGAGGGUUAGGGCUGUGAUGGUUUUACCCUCUUUGUGGUGCUAUGAGGGUGCCUACCUUAGGUCUUUUGCUCGAUUUCUGCUGGGAUUCCUAGGUUUCAUCUUCUGGGGUACUGCUGCAGCUCAGAUGUUUGGUGGAGUUUCAGUGAUCCUGAUGAUCAAGAACUACAGAUGUUUAUUUCAGGAGUCUUACUUGUCUCUCCCUGGUUGGUUGGCUCUUGCAACUGCACUUACAUUGCUACCUACUGGAGUUUUGGCUGUCUCUAUUUCUGUUAAGUGUUCCCGCCAUCAGCAAGGGACUCUCAUGUACUUGCUGCUGCUCCUUCUUUGCUUAGAAAUGUCUUCAGCAGCUCUAGCACAUCCCUACUGUGUUAGGAUGGCGUCUCAGCUGGAAAGUGCUAUGGGUUACCUUGUUCACCAGCACAACUGGACAUGCUCCCAGGAUCCUGGAAACAGUGCUGUGGAUGUGAUACAGAGAGAGCUGCAGUGUUGUGGGGUCCACAACUACACAGACUGGCUAAAGGCAUCAUCCUUUUUGUAUCAUCCAGCUUGUGUCCCUGAAAGCUGCUGUAAGGAGAAGUAUUCUCAUUGCAGGGGAGACUUAGGCUAUGUGGAGCAGCUUUCUGAGGAAGGCUGUCUAGAGAAGCUGGAAGACCAAUUGUGUUUUUCCAUGAUGUACAUUUUUUGGUGUUGUACUGUGCUAAGCAUCUUGGAGCUCUUGGCUGCUGUCAGCAAUGGCAUCCUCAUGAGACGUCAGCCAUUCCAUGAACUUUGUAUUCUGGACUCGUAUACCUUCUUACAGGACUAUAGAGAUGUGCUGGCAAAGGCUCUGUCCUACCUGCGUUGGACUGCACAGUGUGUGCUUGUAUAUAUGUGUCUGUUUGGAAAGUGUCUUAAGCCUCUCUGCUGAUCUGGGAAUGGGCACUCCAGCAGCUUUAUCCUUUGACAAACAGGAUGAAACAAUCAGAUUUGAAGAUUUUAUUGAGACUUUUCUGGAGUGGGAGAAUGUGAUUUCAACCUCUGUGUGCUGACAAGAGGGUCACACUUUUUCAUACUAUUUUGUUAGA